AUGGUGCAGGAGACCCAUGGAAAUAAGAGAAGUCGCUCUCCAGAUGAAGGACGUACUCAAAAUGAUCAACAGGUCAAAAAUAAGCGCACCAAACCAUCAAAUCAAGUGAAUGAAGAGGCGAAUGUUAUAAUACCCGACGAAGAUGAAGAAGACAUACCAUAUACACAUAACAAUUCAAGAUCAACAACACCACUAAGUGACCUCAGCAGUGAGAAUGAAGAUGAAAUCCAGAUAAUGCGUGAAGCCACUGUUGAGAAUAACAAUACCCCAGCCCAAGAGCUCGAUAUAGUGGAUUUAGAUGAUGACGAUUUGAAGGAAUAUUUUGUGAUAUCAGAAGACGAAGACAAUAAGGAACAAGAGAUUGAAAAUUCCCAAAGAACAGUUCAAGAGCAAUUGAAAGAUACUUCACGCCAAAACACAUCCAAUUUGAAGAAUGCACAUUGUGCUGUUUGUUUUGAUAGUCCCGAACAUACUUACAUUUUACCAUGUGGUCAUAUUUAUUGUGGCGAUUGUGUUUUCAAAGCUUUGAGCUCUACAAAGCAAAGCAAUAGAACUGGUGGACCAUGCAGUUUAUGUCGUACUUUUACAUCUUACAGAAAGGUUACUGUCGGAAUCUUCAAGAAAAAGAGAAAAGUAUUGGUGUAA
Hansenula anomala is the source of this 645-nucleotide messenger RNA. RefSeq names its product SUMO-targeted ubiquitin ligase complex subunit SLX8 (gene SLX8). The record is from RefSeq and is a predicted model, not a curated record. The transcript has a single exon. Lineage: Eukaryota; Fungi; Ascomycota; Saccharomycetes; Phaffomycetales; Wickerhamomycetaceae. The coding region runs from base 1 to 645 and encodes 214 amino acids.